UAAACAUGAAGUUCUUCAUUUUUACCUGCCUUUUGGCUGUUGCUCUUGCAAAGCAUAAUAUGGAGCGCCUCUCCCCCAGUGAGGAAUCUGUCAAAAUCUCCCACGAAAAAUUUAAGCAGCAAAAGAAUGUGGUCAUUCCUCCCAAUAAGGAGAGUAUUUAUUCCACAUCCUGUGAGGAAACCACAAGAAACAUAAAUGAAAUGGAAUCUGUUGCAGCUUCCACAGAGAAAGAAAGAAAGGUAGCAGAAGAAAAGCACCACCUAAAACAACUGAACAAAAUCAACCAAAUUUAUCAGAAGUGGAACUUCCUCCGACAUCUUCAGGCUCUUCGUCAACCCCAAAUUUUUGUGAACCCAUUGGGUCAGGUUAAGACAAGUGCCUUCCCCUUUAUUCCCAUUGUAAACAGAGAACAGCUGUUCACCAGUGAGGAAAUCCCAAAGAAGACUGUUGAUAUGGAAUGGUCUGAAGUAGUCGCUGAGAAAAAUGAGCUGAAUGAAGAAGAAAAGAAUUACUUAAAACUUCUGUAUUAUCAGAAGUUCACCUUGCCCCAAUAUCUCAAGAUUGUUCGUCAACAGACAACUAUGAAUCCGUGGAGUUACAUUAAGACAAAUGCUUACCAAGUUAUCCCCUUUCUGAAGUACUUUUAAGAUUCUUGAAUUAACUGUUUCUACUUGACUUUGGUUUGACUGGAAAAUCUACCUUCUACAGUUUCUUAGCUACUAUAUUACUUCAUACCGCUAGCAUGUUUGGAGAGGCCUAUUAAUAAGGCAGAAAUAUCAAGCCAAAUGAAGACUGUGCAGAAUAUUUUCUGGAUUGUUUAUGCUCUUCCUGUAGUUCGUGUUGAAUAUGCUGGGUCUGUAUUGUGGUUUCAUACAAACCAGGCUGAUGACUAUUUAAGAUGUUUUCACCCCUCUUUCUGAAUUGUAGAACCACAUU
This is a messenger RNA of Ceratotherium simum simum (southern white rhinoceros), 936 nucleotides long. Lineage: Eukaryota; Metazoa; Chordata; Mammalia; Perissodactyla; Rhinocerotidae. The record is from RefSeq and is a predicted model, not a curated record.